This is a messenger RNA of Clarias gariepinus (North African catfish), 928 nucleotides long. RefSeq names its product serine/arginine repetitive matrix protein 2-like. The coding region runs from base 278 to 814 and encodes 178 amino acids. The record is from RefSeq and is a predicted model, not a curated record. The transcript has 5 exons. Lineage: Eukaryota; Metazoa; Chordata; Actinopteri; Siluriformes; Clariidae.
AAGAAAAAACUUUCACCGUUAGUGUUAACAACCACUAUGUUAUGAUCGAUCUCUAGGGAGCGAUUAUGGCCAUUGGGUAGACUUGUAUGUUAAAGAAAUAACAGGGUAGCGCGAAAGUUCUUGACGUUUAUUUUAUGACCGUUUAUGUUUUAUGUUCUCGGGGGUGUGCUAUGAGGUUGUAUAAAAAAAACCUACAAUUGAGCGAAGCCGCAAAAAAACUCUGGCAUUUCUCCGUGGGUCUGCACAACAACGUGUCUUCGCUUCUCGCGUCUUCGCUAUGGCUCCAGUAAACAACCUGACUAUUGAUUCUUACGACGUUGUAUCAGAAGCCGGCUGGCAAGACGAAUUAGAAACGUUGAUUUUUAAAACAACGGAGCCGUCGCGAUCUACGCCUAAGGUUAUCGAAACUGCUGCUGACGGAAUAUCCGAUAAAACGUCUGGUCCGCCUCAUCUACAGAGGCAAUCUGAUCCUAGUUACGUAGAAGACGUUGAGCUGAUGAGCGUCCUUGAGCCCGAACCCUUAGAGGUGACAACAUCAGGGGGAGCGGAAGCCCCCGAGCAAACUUUGAACGGGUCUACAGCAGGAGGAGCGGAGGCCUCCGAGCAAACCUUGAACGGGGCUAAAAGCAGCUCCUUGCCGGAAAAAUCUGAGCAGCCGGGUGCGCUUCCUCUUCAAGCUCGAGGUGAACAAGAGGGGUUAAGCGAAAGAUCCCGACCAAGUCGUCGUCGGAGAACUUCGGCUUCGCCCUCUUCAUCCUCAUCAUCACACGGUGAGUUUUUCCCCCCAGGGGCUGUAUCUUUAUCACAUGAGUAGAAAAAAAAAAAAAUUCCACAACCUAAUUUCUUGCGCUUCUGAUAUUCCUACACAGAGAGUCAUAUUCGAUGAAGAAGAAGAAGAAGAUUGAGCUACAGGAGCGUUUCAGCACCG